This is a messenger RNA of Paramecium tetraurelia, 873 nucleotides long. RefSeq lists its product as uncharacterized. The record is from RefSeq and is a predicted model, not a curated record. The transcript has 4 exons. NCBI's taxonomy places the organism in Eukaryota, Ciliophora, Oligohymenophorea, Peniculida, Parameciidae.
AUGAGAAUCCGCAAUCAGGAUAAAGUGGAGUGGACCAAUCUAAUGAGAGAUUCAUUCGUCUUUUGGGACAUGUAUGAAUUGCACAACAAAUCCGUUGCCAUCAAGAAUUUGGAUGAGUAAAGGCUAUUGAAACAAUAAUAAGAAUAACAUAUCAUUUAAUUUAAGUAGAUCAAAGCUUAGAAUCUCUGUGGCAAUGGUAUGGAUUUAAUUAAGAAAUAUAUAUAGCAUGGCAUAUACUAUUAGAUAUAAAUAAAUGAUAAGGUGAUGGAUUUUAAUGAAUCCAUCAAAAUUACAAGUAAUACCUUACUCAUUGUCUUGUAUGACGAUUUUGAGAAGCAAAUAUUCAUUAUUCUGAAUAAAUUGGAGUCCAUUGAGGAAGAAUUCUAGGAGCCCACCAAUAUCAUUAUCAUCACCUAAUUAGAAAAGCUCAACAAUAUUUCAAAAUUACAAAUUUAAUUCUGUCAUUUCAAUCAGGUUUGGAAUUAAAACACUGGGUUGUCAUUUAAAUCAGACAUUGUUGAAAAAUAUUUCAAUUUUUAUGCUGAUAAGUAUGGUUAUCUGAUGGCAAUUCAAUCAAAUGAUGAAUUUAUUGAAAGGCUAUGGAUAAAAAAUCAGAAAGAAAUCAUAGUAGAUUGGUUCAUUCAGCAAUUUGGAAUGACUCAAAAGAAUAAUGAUUCGGAAUGGAAAUAAAUUAAACAAGAAUGUUGUUAAUUUAAUUAGAAAUAUGAAGAAAUCGUGAGUAGUUAUGAAAUACCAUAAUCGAUGGUAAUAACAAUAAAAUCGAUUAAAUACUUACUAUGGGACAGUCACAAUUAUAGUUUCUUGGAAUAGUCAAAUUGUCCAACUAUUACUCAAAACCUAAACGUAAAGUGA